AACAAACGAUUUUUAACGUAAUUUUGCAGAAGUGGAAAAUGGAGAAUAUUGAUUCCAUGUUUUUGGAGAACUUGGAGGAGUGGGUGUUGGAGGAAGAUAAGGUUAUCACCUACAAGUUUUUAUCCCGGGCUUUGAAGUGUCACGUUAAUGUAGCAAAGCAGAUGCUAUUCAACUUUAUUGAGGAACAGAGAAAAAAGAACAGUACAGAACUAGGAGUUGUUUACCUCAUCUCUGCUAGUGUGAAUAAUGACGGAAAUAAGAAGCUUAAGGUUUUGUUAGUUGAAGAGAAAAAUCUAAGUGAAGAAGUAAAAAAGUUGGACAAGAUUCUGUCGAAGCAUGUAUACAGUGUUCAGAAAUCCAAGAAAAUAUCAUCCACUGUUCUUUUCUCCACAGAUCAAAUAAGUUUGAAAGAGGACGUUUAUAUUGCAAACUCGUACUCAGCAAUUAAGAACAAGGGAGCAGUGCCUAAGCCUAAUACAAGCUUUGACAGACCCGUGGAACCUAUGCGAAAUGAUAGUAAACCAGAAAUCAAGAAAGAAGUUGUACAGGCUGAGAUCAAAGAAACAAACCAAGAGCAUGAAAAGAAUGAAUCUAUCUUUGCCAAAACAAAAAUAAAGAAAUCUCCCGAGAAAGAAGAAGUUGUUAAAAAGAAUUCAGCAACCAAGAAGCCUUCAAGCAUUGCUUCAAUGUUCGCUAAGCAGUCCGCGAAGCCUGUAGUUUCCAAGCAGCAGAAAGAAUUAAGUUCUGAAACCAGUCCUGGCAAAGAAAACAUGGAGAAUAAUAAGAUAGAAAUAAAAAAGGAGGCAGAAAAGAAAGCUGAUCCAGGAUCUUCUGCUGGAAAGAGAACUGCUGCCACUACUGCUGGCAAAAAAUCAUCCUCUGGGAAAAAAACUGGAAAUAAGAUACUGAAGAAGCCUGGAAAAGAAGAUUCGAAGAAAAGAAAACGAAUUACGAUUGCCAGUGAUAGUGAAAGUGAUGCCGACGAAGAUGCUGAGGACGUUGAAGAGUCCGGCCUCCAGGAUGAGGAGGAUGAAGUAGCUCCUCCUCGCUCCAGGAUAAUUGAUUCAGAUGACGAGGAAAUACCUUCUACACCGCAACAUACUCAAAGUUCCAAUCCUGGGAAACGGAAAGUGAGGAAGGAAGUGGAUAAAACUUAUAUAGAUGAGAAAGGUUUUAUGGUGACUAAGAAGGAGAUUGAGUUAGUAAGUGAUGAUGAACUUGAAUCUGAACCUGAACCCGCUCCUGCUCCUGCCAAGAUUCAACCUAAAGCAAUUGAUCCUGUUCCAGCAGCUAAGAAGGCUAAGUUGGGUGUUGGUAACACCAAGCAGCCUGGUAUAAUGAGCUUCUUCAAGAAGAAAUAGAUUAGCUACAAGUUGUUCCUCAUAUCUGCUCUUCAAACUGUUCAAAACAAUUGUAUUCGUUGUU
Molecule: messenger RNA, 1425 nt
Organism: Eurytemora carolleeae
Lineage: Eukaryota; Metazoa; Arthropoda; Copepoda; Calanoida; Temoridae
Product: DNA polymerase delta subunit 3
Exons: 14
Coding region: 39-1361 (440 amino acids)
Biological process (GO): nucleotide-excision repair, DNA gap filling; DNA strand elongation involved in DNA replication; DNA replication
Cellular component (GO): nucleus; delta DNA polymerase complex
Molecular function (GO): DNA-directed DNA polymerase activity
Source: RefSeq, a predicted model, not a curated record